Molecule: messenger RNA, 12559 nt
Organism: Diorhabda carinulata
Lineage: Eukaryota; Metazoa; Arthropoda; Insecta; Coleoptera; Chrysomelidae
Gene: MESR4
Exons: 11
Coding region: 290-5110 (1606 amino acids)
Source: RefSeq, a predicted model, not a curated record
GUGUCCACGCAUGCGCUUAAUUAAAUUUACAUUCCAAGAGGAUAGGAGCUUUUUAUCCCAUUAUUAUGCAAAAUCUUUAAAAUACCAUAAAUCUACAAUACCUCCAUGUUCAAUUACAAUUUUCAACACAAAAUUAUUGAAAAUUUCAUAAAUUCUCAUAAUCACUCAAAUUUUUUCAUAUUGCAAGUGUUCAAUCACGAGAGUGCUUGCUCCACGCAAAGGAGCGCCAUUUUCUUAACCUUAAGGCGGGGAUAUGUGAAUUUGUUAUUAAGUAUGUCUGCCUACAUAAAUGAUACAAAUUUCGGUCCAAAAAGUCAGUGGUUGUCGUAAAGAUAGCCAAGAAGAAAGCGGAGUCGUUAUGGAAAAUGGUCCAAAGGACCCUCUAUUUGAAGUCCAGGUGUCUGAGCACACGAAGAAUGGAGCAGUUAGCACCGUAAUGGCAAAAUUCCCUGAUUGGAAUAUUCCUAUUAAUCAAGAAAAUACGACAGAACACUCUAAAGUUGCGAACGUUAAUGGUGAUGACAUUAAUUUUGUGAAUAACGAAGAAAAUUCAUUAAGUUCUGAAAGUGACGCCUUAAUAAUUGAUGAGAGUGUUAAUAAGAUACAAAAAAAUAAUAAAAAACCUGAUCAAAAAUUGACAUUUAACCCAGAAGAAAUUUCAAAUAAUUGUAGUGAAACAGUGACUCAUUCAAAUCCGUUUUUUAAUGAAUCCCUUUUUGAGUUAACACAACUUCAUCAAAAUAACCAGGAAGAUGCGAUUAGUAGUUCAGGAAACAAGUUUGAGAAGAAUAUAAAAAAAUAUAAGAAGAAAUUGAAACCAAAACAUCAAAUAACAGAAUAUGCUCAGUAUUUAGGACUUCAACCAUCAGUUCGGUUCAAGUGUCCCAAGUGUAGUAGGACAGGUUUUGAUACUCUACCAAUAUUACAAGAACAUGUAGCUCAGUGUAAUGAAGAAAAUGUACAAGAUAUAACACAAAAUUGCUCUAGCUCUGGAUUUAAGUUAACUCGUAAAGUUUUUCUUUGCUCAGCAUGUGGUACGUACUAUGAAAAUUGGAACUUGUAUAUACAUAUGCUGGAGUUCCAUAAACGAUAUAUAUGUUUAUACUGUUUAGGAAUGUUUUCAUUGUUAGAAGAUCUUUGUCAACAUAUUCAAUCUAAACACAAUCUUAAACCAGGAUAUAAAAAUACUCUUGAUGAGUUUUUUAGUGUUUAUAAUGAACCCUGCUAUAUAGCGUGUUGUGAGUGUGAUAAAUUAUUUAGUGAGCAAGACAAUUUUUUUUAUCAUAAUUGUGUCGGCAAAAAUAAACCUAAGAAACUCCCAGUUAAACAACAAAUUACCCCUGAAAAUCACGUAACAGGAGAAUCUGAAACUAAUAUAGAGAAGGUAGAACCAGAAGUAACCAAGGAGCAGAUAACAGACAUUAUGGAUUCCGGUGUUACUCAGGUUGUAGAAAAUGCAGAACCAAGCAUAAUAAAUGGUAAACAUUUAACAGAGUCCAAUAAUGAUGAAACAGAAAUGAGUAUAGAAAAUGAAGAAAAGGAAGAAAGUAGCCUUUCUAAUGGAGCUAAUAACACAGAGUCUCAAUCACCUAAAGAAUCACUUUGCCCUGUAUCCGAAAAUAUGGAUGAUAAUAAAGAAGAUUUUGAAGAAAAUCAAAGUUUUGAGGAUUCCAUUAAACAAGAAAAUACUGAAACAUCUACGGAUAACUGUGAUAUCUCAAAUAACAAAUCUGAUUAUCAAAAUAACAUUAAUGAACAUCAAGCUGAUUAUAACAAUUCCAUGAGAAAAGAUGAUCAAGAAGUUUUGGACGAAUCUGAAGAAACCAGAAAAGUGCCAAAAUUGUCACUUAAACUGCCUAAACUAGAUUCUUAUGAACCAGAACCUGAGGAUAGUGAUGACAGUGAAAAACUUACUAUGGAAGUAGACCAGGUGGAAAGUGAUGACAACGAAAAUGAGAAUGAAUUGGAAACAAAAACCAAUAACGAAGAACAAAGUACAGAAGAGAUUAAGGCAGAAACACAAGAAAUUGAAAUGCAAUCUUCUAAAAAACAAGAAAAUCACCAUCAAGUUGCAGGUCCUGAUAUUCCUGUGAUUGAGUUACAGUUAGAACAACCUUUGGAUAAAUUUGAUCCUAGAAUUUUACUGCAAAAGUGCUUAAAAAUGACAGUUCCCACUUGUAUUUAUUGUAAUCAUGCAAGAAAAAUAGCAGUAAAUGGUAAACAACUAGGAUUGCAUUGUAUUGCAGAACAUAGAUUUUCUGCAAUAGUAAAUAGUAUAACUGCUGAAGAGUUGAUACCACAAAACUUUGUUAAUAGGAUAUCGGAAUGCUUAGAUGAAUUAUCAUCAGUCUUCUUCAACUUGGAAUCCAGUUUCAGUAAUGAAGCAAUAACCUUUUCACAUCUGUUUGAAUGUUUUCAGUGCCAUUUUAGCACAACAGUUCACAAGGAGUUGUACCUACACAAUCGGAAAUAUCAUUCAAAAAAUAUGCUGUUGUGUAUUAUGUGCAAAUCAAACUUUUACAGUUACAGUGAACUCAUAUGUCAUUUAUGUCCCGGUUUAUACGUGUUAGAUUAUGAAUUAACAUUUAAAUGUUGCAUGUGUGUUCAUGAUGAUUUGCCCAGUUCAUUUCGGUUGAUGGUUCAUCUAAGGACAAAACAUAAUGUUUGUGAUGUUUGUUUGGACAGUUGUCAUACCCAACAUCGGUUAUCAAAUCAUGUUUGGAAGCAUAAGUUACAUCAUUUUUGUUACAGGUGUGGUAUAGCAUAUAGAAACAAACCAGACAUUACAAGGCAUUUAUUCUGGAAACAUGGUACAGAAAGCGUUCUUUGUAAGAAAUGCUUACAGAAAAAGUGGCCCCAUGUCUACCAUUUUUGUAUUCCUCCCUCGAGCUUUGGGUGUGAUGAGUGUGGAUUAACUUUUUCUAGAGCAGUUUACCUUAAAGUUCAUAAACGAUUACAUACAAAUGAAUAUAAACAUGCGUGUACGUUUGAAGGGUGCGAGGAAAAGUUUAUAUCUAAAAAAUUGUUGGCGACGCACGAAAGGAAGCACUUUGAACCUCCCGAAGAACCUAAAACAGAAGAAGUUGAACCCAAUAAAGAUGAAGUAAAAGAAGAGGUAGACCGGAAUGACCAGGAACUGUUGAAGGAAGAUGAAAAGAAUGGAGAAAAACCAAAACCGAAAAUUGACGUUCUUGAAGAUUUGCCAGCACUGAAUCUUUCUGAAAGUGAUAGUAGCAGCGAAUCGGAAACUGAGGCUAAUCCUCCAAUUAAAAAACAGGACUCUGUAGAACCAAAACAAGAGACUUUAAACCCAGAAACUGAACUGGAACCUCCAGGAGAAUUGCCUCCUUUGGAUAUUCUCCAAGAGCAUAAAUCAGCUAUUGAAAUUCCAGAAGAAAACACCAGCAUUGUUAUGCAGGGCAUAUGGGACAAUUUCAAAAAUUAUCAAGAGAAACAGCAUAAAUUGGAUAUUAUGUUUAAUGAUCAGGAAAAAACUGAUAAUUCAGAAAUAUCUGUUCUGGAAAGCGAGAAACCUGAUAAAUAUCUAGUUUUAAGUGAGCAUAAUUAUUGCGCUUCCCCUGAUGAGAUCACUAAAGAUACCACAUUGGUUGAAGUUAAACUUGCUCUCACUGAAAGUGUUGAUCAUGAUUAUUGCUUUUCCAAACCUGAAGGUUCUGGAAAGGAAGAAGAACCAAUUGUUGAACAGCCAAUUACUCCCGUAAAGGAUGAUAAAAAGGAAGCAACAAAAAAUAGCUCGUCAAGUAGUAGUAGUGAUUCAGAUUCAUCAAGUUGUUCUUGCGGAUCAAAUUGCAGUUGUAGUUCUAGUUCAGGCAGCUCGUGUUCUUCAUCUGACAGCUCUAGUUCAGAUAGUUCAUCAGAAGAAGGACGAAAAAGGCAGUUGUUGAAGAAGGAGAAAAGAAAGGAGAGGGCAAAGAAACUGAAGGAAGAACAAGAAAAAGCCAAUAAAGUGGACAUAGUAUCAGAUGCUGUUCCUAUUGUUAUCGAAACUCCGAUAAGGGAAUCCGAUUUAGAAACUACUGAAAGUGAAACUGACGAAGAAUUUUAUGAUGAAGCACCCCAAAAACUAGCAAAAAAAAUUCUCGAAGAAAAACGCCAACAACUUCUCGAAUUAAUGGGACCAAAUAAUAUUCCGAAUGGUUCAUUCAUAGAAAGUACAAGUCGACCUCCUACUCCACCAUCAGAAGUUAUAGAACCGGAAGAGAAGAAGAAGAAAAAAUCGAAAUCUAAAAAAAAGAAAAAGAGAAAGAGCGAGAAGAAAUUGGCAGAAUAUAGUGAACCCAUUGUUAAUAAUAUUAUAUCACCAGAUAUUCCCAUUCCUCCAUAUUAUCAACAGUUUCAUCAACAGCAACAACUGCAACCCCAAACGCCAUCUAUAGCGCCUAUUACUUUAACAAUAUCAAGAAAUUCCCCAGUAUCCAGUCCAUUGCCAUCUGUAUCUACCCCAGUAUCACUAGCACCUUAUUCUAAAGUACAAACUGAACCUACUUUUAGUAAACAAGAUUCAGUAGAAAAGAACUUGAGGGCGUCGAAACGUCGAAGAGUACCUAAUAAAUUUUACGGAUAUUCUAGUGAAGAAGAAGUUGAUAAACCUGUAUCUAAACAGCGUAAGACCGAGUCAUCUCAAACCCCACGUUCACCUAUGGUAGUUCCUCCUAUAACAAUAAAAACUCCAACGCCUACUCCACCUCAACCACCUAUUGAACCUAUUUCCAUCCGAACUGGAACACAUCUUAGUGAUUUUAGAGUGCAACGUCCCAGACCGAAGCCUAGCAUUCCACCUAUAAGACUGUUGAGCAGUCGCGGAUUAGGCGACGGAGAUAGUGAGAGCGAUUCCAAUGAUUCUAGCUCGGAUGAGCAAACAACUGUUACACCAAAACCUGCUCAGCCACAAUUGUAUUGUUACUGCAGGUGUCCAUAUGAUGAGGUUUCGGAGAUGAUUGGAUGCGACGCUACCGAUUGUGAAAUAGAAUGGUUCCAUUUCGAAUGCGUUGGAAUUAUGGUACCGCCUAAAGGACAGUGGUUCUGCCCCGACUGUCGAAAAAAGAAAACAAGACGAGAGAUAAUGCAACAACAUAUGAAAAACAAUUAAAUUAAAAACUGUUUUGAAUUGAAUUAUGUGAUUGAUAAAUGUUUUAAGAGUAAGUGAGUGGUAAAGAACUUGUAGUUUUUACGUUUGGUUCAUUGAAUUUGAAUUAUUAUUUUCCCAUGGAGCUCUUAGAUAAUUUGUAUAGGCGACUCAAGUUACCUAAUAUUUUGUUAAAAUAAAUUUACAAUGAUUAUAUCUGAGAGAGUAAUUUGUAGUACUAUAUAUAUUUUUAGUUUUUGAAUUUGUAUUAAUAAAAAUUGAACCUAUAUUUUCAUAGGUUUACAAUUAUAUAAAAACAUUGUUUCUAGUACAUUAUUUGUUGAGUUCUUAUACUUUAUAUGGCAUAUAGUCUAUUUAUUGACAAUGAAUGUAAAACAUAAUAUUUACAUUAUUAGUUUAAAAAAAAUUAUUGAUUAUACUGGUUAGGGAGUUCUAACUAGUCUUUAUUAUAGUAUUAAAGUUUUGAUAAAUAAUUUUUUGUGACUUAGGUAUUGAGGAAUUAUGUCAUCUAGAGGCUUCUUUCCAAGGAAUACGAUACUAGAUUAUCAGUAAAAAAAAUUUAAAACGAUCUAAUUUAUCGUACAUAAUCUGGUUGAAGGUAAUGGUAUUUUUUAUAAUUAUAUAUAUUAUAUAAUGUUCUAAGAUUGAAAUGGAAAUUAUUAAAAAUAAAAAAAAAAUUAUUUAUAAAACAAAUAAAGUUUGCUCUGUAUGUGGGUGGAAAAGAUUAAAAUUACAAAUCUACAUUUUCUCUUGAAAGUAAAAACUUUUAAUCAUUUCUUCACAAGAAAUAUCGAGAUAAGUAUAUUAUUAAUUUAUCUAUCUCAAAUGUAUCAGACUUUCAACUUUUUUAUAUCUAUAUAGUAAGACUCCACUUAACGCGGUGAAUACGUUCCAUCAAAGUAGAGCGUACUGAGAAACAGUGCUAAACGAGUCUAUUCUGUGUUUCUAAUUUUCUGCCUUUUGUCAAGAAGGCAUCUAAAGUAGCUUCCAUUUUCCUUUCGCAUUCUGUCAGAAGUUGUUGAUAAGUGAAUAAAGCACUAAUACCCGUCUUGCAAAAUUUGGAUCAUUUUCAACCAAUUGGCCUAUAAUUUCAGUUAUAGUAGUCAAUUUUCUUUUUACAAACACCAUUGAAAGUUCUUUUUGUUUGUCUUUUCGAAAUCACUACUAUCAAUAUUUUUGUUCAUUUCUUGCUCAGUUAAUUCAUGAUCUCAUCAUUAGAGAAACUAGUUGCUGUUUCUUGAAUUAUUUCUUCAAAGUCUUCCACAUUUACCUCAUCUCAACUGGUUUGUUUUUCUAAUUCAACCAUUUCAUCCAUAAUAACAGAAUGUCCAAUGUCAUCGUUCUUACUUAAAUCUGACCAAAUACUCUUUCAUACUCCUUUCAAAGAUCUUUCUGUUAUCUCAUUCCAAGAAAGGUUUAUGUUUUCUACAGCAUUCAUGAUAUUGUAGUUUUUCCAAAAUUCUCUUAUUGAUUGCUUCUCUUCUCCGUCUCUUUUUUGAAACAUCUGCUUAAAUGUUCGUCGCAAGUAAUAAGCCUUAAAAUUGGAUAUAACACCUUGGUCAAUUGGUUGGAUUAAGGCAGUUAUGUGGCGGCAAGAACUUGACCACUUCGAGUGGAAUGCAUGUUGUCAAGUCUGAUAAACUUGUUGGGUGGUUUGGAGCAUUAUCAAUUAAUAUUAUUGCUCUUUUUUAAUUUCGCAACAUUUAACAGACGGGCAUCGUUAUUCAUGAUAUUUUAUUAGACUCCCAAGUUACGGGUAAAAUUGAUUUAGAUAUGCCUUUCAUCGCUCUUGGAUUUUUGGAGUGAUAAACUAGUAGUAGUUUUAUUUAAGUAAGUUUAAUUUGAAAUCUCCGCUUACAUUACCACUCAGUAGAAGUGUUGAGUGAUCUUUUGCAGCUUCAAAUCCUCAUACUCGUUUCUCUUCACGGGAUAGAAAUCUUUAUUUUGGCAUUCUUUUCCAUAACAGGUCUGUUGCAUCAAAAAUAAAAACCAAUGUUGGAGUAUAGUUUCCUUGUUGAAUUAUUGUUUUUAAUGUCGCUGUAAUCUUUAUGUUGUGAAGAUUAUUUCUAUGUUUAAAUCAUUAAACCAUCCUAGACUAGCAACGAAAGUUUCAGUUAUAUCACUUGCCUCAGCCUGAAUGUAAUUAAAAAUUCUUCCAGUUUUUUCCAUUGUGAUAGAUUGGCUUAUAGACAAUCAUUUUUCCAUUUUUUCAAUAAUGUUAUUUAUAAAACGGUUAAUUCUAGUUUGACGUAGUUGCAGUUACCAAUAACUAAGUAUUUUUUCUUCAAUCUUAAGAAUUGUACUUAUUAUUGAGGUUGCCAAAUUCAGUGCAGCACUAAUUUUAGAUUGACCUUCACCGGAAUCUAAUCUUCUAAUCACUUGCAUUUUAGUGUCCAGUCAAAUGCUUUUUUUGGUUGCUUUCUUUUUAUAUUUCAAUGUAGUAAUCGUUAUAGUAUUAUAUAAAUUUAUACACUUACAAUAAUGUCAACAAAUGUUUCAAUUAAUAAAAAUGUGUCCUUACAGCACCGUACCUAAUCAACACAACUACAUACACUGUUGAUGUGAUAUUUGGAAACCUAGCGCUAGCGAUUUCGGGGAAUUCCAGAGUUGAAAUAAAAGAGCGCUAAACCGAAACAGCAUUAAGGGGGGUCUUACUGUAUAUAUUUAUAAUGAAAAACAUUCUAUUAUUUAACUUGAGUCGUCAACUUAAUAAUUUCUUGUGAUACAUUGUCUACGCUUUCAUUAUAUUUGAUCAUGUAUUAUGUCUAUUAUAUUUUUGUGUUUAAACACUAAACUACUGCUUCAGAAAGCAACUUGACGUAAUUUUUUAAAUAUAAAAAAUUCAAAUAUUGUAAUGGUGGUUUUUAUUGAUCUAUAUAGUCUUAUGUACAGUACGUUUAAAAAGAAUUGUAAUCGCUUCUUUACUGUUUCACAUAUUCAUUACAAAAAAUUUAAUUUUUAGAUACUUUAUUAAUUUAAAAUGCAGUAUUGAGAAGAUAUUACGUUCUUUAAUAGUUUAAAAAUAAUGAGAACAUAAAACAGAUUAAAUAAUAAAUGUAGAAUAUUGUUUUGAUAAUUGUGUUAACUAAUAUUUCAUUAACUAAAUAUUCAAAAUGUCCUUCACCUUUUGUUUGGCUAUAUCAAAGUAUUUUGUAAAAUGCAUUCAGAUAAUUUUGAACUGGUGUAUAAAAAUCUUAUUGAAACUAGUUACAUUCUAUUUGGAUGGGUUGAGGAUUUGGGAAUGUUGCUAUUCCAAUAGUGUUGAUUAAAAAUACCAUUUAAAAAAAUGUUUGUUGUGUAAAAAUAGUAUUAACAAAAGAAUCUUGCAUUAUUUUUUUUCAUAUUACUAUAACUCUCUAACUAUAAAAUUAUAAACAAAUUAAUAUGCAGCUUCUCUUGAAGAAAUUCUUCUAGUUACUCUAUCUACUAUUGACUUCAUUUCUCCAUGUUGUUCCACUCGGGAUUUUUCCUUUAUUCUUAGAUCUUUCAAUUUUCGCUCAAUAAGAGUGUAAAUAAGAAUAUUUGGGAUUUCUUGAUAAACAUAAUUUUUUUACUCUUUCUAAAUCAUUGACCUUAUCUCUUUAUAUUGUCCCACUUGAUUUUUUUUCUGUUUUUUGUUAUUUCAUUGCGUUUAUUUUUGUCCUGUUCUAAUUUUCUGUUGGAAUUGCUACUAUUCAUAUAUUUUCGUUUCCAUUUAUAUUCGGAUUAAUUUUUGUUAGUAAAACUAAUAGAAAACAUUUAUUUUCUUAAAUACUGUAUAAUAAUAUUCUUAACUUUUCGAACAUAUUGUGGUAGAGAAUGAUUCACUAGGUACAAAUUUGUCUAAAAUAAAGCUGCUUGAUAUAAACCACAAACAUACAAAUUGGAUAUGGUUUCUUCUGAAUUCUAACUUAUUCCAUAUUGAAAAUAAUCUCUUACUAUAUCAACAAUAUCAAUUAUUAUAUAUUGACUUGCAUGUGCCUAAAUGAGACCUGAUAGUCUAAUCUUUUCCAUUUGUUGCAACAUAUUUUGUAAAGUUAUCACUUUAAGCACAAAUAUCAUCAAGAAUUUGGUUAUUGUAAGCAAAUAAGUAAGUAAGCAAAUUUUAGAUUGUUUCACUUUGAAAGUUCACCGAUUUAUGUUUCAUAUUGAAACAAAUGUGAAUGGAAAAUAUUGAGAUUGGUGUCUUCUUUUAGUCUUAUAACAACAUUUCAUUUCGACUUGUAUGCAGCUCCACAAAUAGGCGUGAACAUUACUGUUCCAUUUUACUUGUGAUUACAUAGACUUAUGGGUACAGGUGUUACUAAAAUAUACUAUAACAAAUAAAAAAUUCAAUACUUUCAUCGUUACAUCGAUCGAUUGCAAUGUAUUUCCAUCACUUUCUUCCUCUAAUACUUUGUUUAAAUGUUGCAACAGCAAGUUAUUGUAGUAGUUUCCACAUCCAUUUUAUGGUAGGUUUUACACCCAAAUUUGGUGUUAAUAUGCCAAUUUUUAUAGUGAUUCUCACUAAAUACAUUGUUUUAUUUCAUAUUGUUUGGUGAUUUACAAUAAAAAAAGCUUUAACAAUAUACAGAAAUUCAAUAGUUUAACAAUAAUAUAGAAUUUAUCGUUUAAAUAUCACCUUAUUCAAUCAAUAACAAUAUUAAUUUUCCAUACUAAUUAACAGUUGAAUUAAAUUCCUAAGAAAACAUUUUAUUAUUAGGUCAAUAUUAUCUUGUAAUUGAAUAGCAACAUGAUCGUGUAAAUAUACUUGAAUUACUUAACUUAUUCUUCCCUGAUCAAUCACAGAUUCUAGAAAUAUGGAUCAUGUUUAUUAUUAAUAAUUUAUUGUUUCCAUUUCUUUUUUCUUUCACACAAUUCUUUCAGCGAAAAUUUCUGAAGAAUAUUUUUAAGUGCGACUACGGCCCUCAAAGAGCCUUAGUUUCGUCCACCACAUUCCUCAAGUCAUAACGGUCCAACGCUCGGCGUGUCCAUUUACUAACACCUAGCUCCUGAAGAUCCUCUUCGACAUUAUCUAGCCGUUAUUUGCACGGUCGCUUUCACACGUCCCCUUAUUUCCAUUGAGUAUUUUCGAUCACUAGUGUUCCCAGGUAUACAUUUUCGUACUUAACCGGCCUACUUCGAAAGCCAUUGAAAAUUGAAAAUUUUUCAUGUUAGGUAUGAGUUUAACUGAGGAUAUUAUUUUUGACUUUUCCGGAAGUGAAAUUCAGACUUAUUUGUAUAAAUAAUUAAAGUAAUGUUGACUAUUCACUCUGGCGGAGUUCUAAUGACUUCCUAAAUAAGACGCUAAUUGCAAUAUUUGUCAUGGAAGCAGUAGAAAAUAUUUUAUUUCAAAUUCAUUUUGGAUUAUAAAGUAUGAAGUCAACUUUUCAAAUUUCUUCAUUAAAAUCGUCUCAAGUAUAGUUUAUAUAAUUAAGUAAUAAAUAAGUGUUUAAAAUUUGGUAUUUGUAUAAAUCUUUAUUUGACACUUUUGAAUGUCUUACUAUUUUGAUAACAUGUAUAUAGAAAUAAGUACCUGUAUAUAGUAAAAUUAGACUUGUACGGAUAGUUGGAAAUUAAAAAAAAGUUAAAAGGCAGGUAGCCAAGGAAUUUUCAUUAUGCUGUAUAUUCAAAUCUAAUCGAGAAAUGUGAUUAAUAAUUAGUUAACAAAAAAAAUGGUUAGGUUAAGUGAUUUUACUACAAUUUCUUAUGGAUGUGUGAUAGAUCAUUUUUUAUAAUGUUCAUAGAUUUUAAGACUUUAUUGUCUUGCAAAUUUAAUUUCCAGCUGAUUUGUUCAGAAGUGGAUCAACUUUAUAUUGCUCUUGGUCUCACAUCGGCUGCUUUCCAUUUAAAUCAAAACUCAGAUUAUUCUCACUUGUCAUGACUCAAUUCAAAGCAUGUUCCUUUUCAGUUUCACAAGUGACAAGACCUAACUGAGUUUUUAUCCACAAUCUGCACAAGCUUGAGAUCGUGAGCUUUAGUGGUUUUUGUAAACUCUGAUUAGAAGUGGGGUUGAGGACAUCACGUUAUCAGAUCUUGUCAUCAAAAUAAGCAUAGGAAGAAUUAUGGAUAGAUGAUAUGAUAUUAUCACCGUAUUAGGAAAACAAUGGAUGGAGCUAAAAAAUAUCUAUACCUAACACUGGAUGAAGAAAAAAUUGCGUAUAUUUGCUGCUUUCCAUUUAAAUCAAAACUCAGAUAAUCUCACUUGUAAUAAUUCAGUCCAAUGCACCUUCCUUUUCAAUUUCACAGGUGAGACCUGAGUUUUUAUCCACAAUCUGCACAAGCUUGAGACUGUGAGCUUUAGUGGUUUGAACUCAGAUUGAAAGUGAGGUUGAGGAUAUCACGUUGUCAGAUCUUGUCAUCUAAAUAAGCAAAUAAGUACAGAUUACCGAAUUAUUGGAAACAUUCAUUGAUGUAUUGAGAAUAUUAACUCACAGGACGGUGUUCCUUUUAUUCAAUGAGCAGUGACGUGAUUAUUUGAGUAUAAGAUAACUGAGUGUCUCAGCUCACUUGAAUGUAAAUGGAAAGCAGCUAUCAAUUUGUACAUUUAACAUAGAGGAAUUUUUUGAACGAAGCAUAUCAAGUGUUAACAGAGGAACUUUUAGUUGGAAAGAAAUUUAAAUGACUCUAUUUUCAAUGAAACCUCAAAGCUUUAAAAUUUACGACAGAAUCGAGCAUAAUGACUUCAAAUUCCAAUGGCGGUCAAAUGUUUGAAGCUGCAGCAUUGACCAUAAGCAUAUUGAUAUAAUUGAACAAGCUUUGUAGCUUUGUUGAAUGCUCCUAUUAAUUAUGAAAGUUUACAAAAAAGAGUAAAUAUAAAGGAAAUAUUUUGAAAAAAAGAAUAUUUUAAAAAUGGUAUAUCACUAUUGGUGCUUUCCAUUAAGCGUUCACGUCGUCAUGAUGAACGUUAACGACGACCGUUCUCAUGAUGUGAGUCGAACUGAGCGUUCAAUGCAGAUUGCAACCAUGAGAAUCUAUCUCAUUAUUUGAUGCGGUAUGGGAUAUUAUGAGUUCUAUUAAAGCAUUCUUAUGACGCUCUACCAAAUAUUUUACUGUCUCCGCAGAAAAUAUUUUGAUUACUUCAAUGUAAAUUAGUUCCGCUAAAAAUUCAAUGACUUACAAAUUGUAACAUAACCUCUUAAAGCUUUUGCUUUAUUUUUUCUGUGAUUCCAUUUGUUAAUAUUUAUCUCGAACACACUAAACGCCUCGUAAUCCAAUCCACUUGGGUUUACAAUUAUACCAAUCAGGACUAAUUGGAACGGGAAAUAUAGUGGUCGUGAUUGUCGUAAGUGCUUAGUGGAAUGCAGCCUAAAUAAGCCAAUGUGUAAUUAAAUUUAGAGUUAGCCGAAUAAUUAUUGUAUAUGUGUAAAUAGAGACAUACAAUUUUGAUUUUUGGCUCUCUGGGAGGAACGGUAGUAUUAGUUUUCAAUUAGAAGUUUGACAAAACUUAUCAAUGUACAUUUCCGAAAAUCUAAAUAUAUUCAGUAAAUACUA